Messenger RNA from Arabidopsis lyrata subsp. lyrata, 1533 nucleotides. Its product is annotated as probable purine permease 13. Lineage: Eukaryota; Viridiplantae; Streptophyta; Magnoliopsida; Brassicales; Brassicaceae. Gene Ontology annotation, molecular function: purine nucleoside transmembrane transporter activity. The coding region runs from base 143 to 1309 and encodes 388 amino acids. Gene Ontology annotation, cellular component: membrane. The transcript has 2 exons. The record is from RefSeq and is a predicted model, not a curated record.
GAAAUCAAACUCGGCUCAUGCAGUCGUAUGGAUUUUGGGCUUCAUUGGCUUUGUAAUCUCUUUACUGUUUGUACGUUUUGAUUUCUCUUUAAGAACCCCAAAAAAAAAAAAAAAGUCAACUCUUUACGCAGGAGAAAAUAAAAUGAGACUCAUCUCUCUCAAUCCCGAAACAGAAUCGAUUCAUCUAUUAGUCAACUCUCCCUUCACAAUGGAUGAUGAAGAAGCAAUGUUGCUGCUAAAGGAAGAAGAUGAGGGAAGAGGAAGAACUAGUGUUCCUACACAACUCAUGAAACUAAAACGAACCCAAUGGUGGAUUCUUGUCUUCAUAAGUAUCUUCUUCCUCAUCUCUGCUCAAGCCAUUGGUGUUCUGCUUGGUCGGUUUUAUUACAACGAAGGUGGAAACAGUAAAUGGAUCUCCACUCUUGUCCAAACCUGUGGCUUUCCGAUUCUUUAUCUCCCUCUUUGUCUCCUUCCUUCUUCAAAAUCUUCUUCUUCAUUUUCUUCUUCUUCUUCUUCUUCUUUCAAGACUCUGGUUUGGAUUUAUCUUUCGCUUGGUUUUGCUAUUGGUUUAGACAAUCUUUUAUACUCUAUUGGGCUUUUGUAUCUCUCUGCUUCGACUUAUUCGAUUCUAUGUGCUUCGCAGUUAGCUUUCAAUGGUGUCUUCUCUUAUUACAUCAAUUCUCAAAAAAUCACAUGUUUGAUUCUGUUCUCAGUGUUGUUUCUCUCUAUCUCUGCUAUGUUGGUUUCUCUUGACGAUGAUUCGAAUAGCCCAUUAGGGGAUUCUAAGUGGAGUUACUUGAUUGGGUGUUUCUCUACAGUUCUUGCUUCUCUUAUCUAUUCUCUUCAGAUCUCUCUUGUGCAGUUUUCAUUCGAGAAGAUUCUCAAGAGUGAGAUUUUCGCUAUAGUUCUCGUGAUGCAGAUCUAUACGUCGCUUGUGGCUUCUUGUGUUGCGGUUAUCGGGUUGUUUGCAAGCGGGGAAUGGCUGUUGUUGAGUGAGGAGAUGGAAGAGUUUCAGGAGGGUCAAGUCAUUUAUGUUUUGACUUUGGUUGGGACAGCGGUGUCGUGUCAAUUGGGUUCUGUAGGAUCCGUGGCGCUUAUAUUUCUGGUCUCUUCGCUGUUUUCGAACUUUAUUGGUACACUCUCACUCAUUGUUACGCCUCUUGCAGCCAUUGCCGUGUUCCACGACAGGCUGACUGAGGUUAAGAUUGUCGCGAUGCUCAUUGCCUUCACAGGAUUCGCGUUUUAUAUCUAUCAGAACUAUCUUGAUGACUUGAAAGUACAAAGAGCACGAGAAGCUCAAGCCGAAUGAUUUUAUUGAACUCUACUAAAGAAGCUCUAAAGAUUGACAUUGAGUAUUGUUUCUCGGUUGUAUGUAACCUCUUCUUCACAACCUCUUAUAAAAGUGAAUUUUAUUUUUUGAGACACCAUUAGUUUGAAUUUAAGAAAAUGAUGUUUUACAAUGUACAAACCAUGUGAAACUUUGAAAUUAGAUGGUUAGUGAGAAGUGUGUGUUAUUAUAUAUGAAAAAAUUAA